Bombina bombina (fire-bellied toad) is the source of this 965-nucleotide messenger RNA. It is a transcript of the gene GMNN, whose product is annotated as geminin DNA replication inhibitor. The coding region runs from base 123 to 725 and encodes 200 amino acids. Gene Ontology annotation, cellular component: nucleus. Gene Ontology annotation, biological process: negative regulation of cell cycle; negative regulation of DNA replication. The record is from RefSeq and is a predicted model, not a curated record. The transcript is spliced from 7 exons. Lineage: Eukaryota; Metazoa; Chordata; Amphibia; Anura; Bombinatoridae.
CUCCAAUACUAUGGACACUUGGGUUAUUACUGGAUUAUAGAUAGAUAUCUAGUGUUAAACUAACCCACUAUGCAUUACCCUGAAAUAUGCCUAUAAAAUUUUCCUCAUAACAGAAGAGUAAAAUGAAUACCAACGCUAAGAGGGCUGAAAUCCAGAAGGCCAUGUCUAUAAAGAACUUUUUCGAGGCUAAAACAAAUGACUCUUCAAGAAGGACUCUUAAAGUAAUCCAGCCAUCUGCAACUGGAUGUCUUGUUGGGAGGGCUAAUGAGGCAGGAAAAAACUCUACAAAAAGAAAGUUAUGGAAUGACCAGUUGACUUCAAAGAAAGCAAAAGUGGAAAUUGCUGUUGACACAGAACAUGGAGAAAAUCAGUGCAACUCAAGUGAAGCGUAUGAUCUUAUGGUAAAAGAAAAUCCAACCUAUCUGUACUGGAAAGACAUAGCAGAUGAAAGAAGAAAAGCACUGUAUGAGGUCUUGCAGGAGAAUGAAAAGUUACACAAAGAAAUAGACAGCAAAAAUGAAGAGAUCAGUCGUUUAAAACAGGAAAAUGACGAACUUAUGGAACUUGCUGGACAUGUACAAUAUAUGGCAAAUAUGAUUGAGAGAUUGACAGGAUCUGCACCAAGAAGCAUUGAAGAUCUAAAAAAUCUAGACUUGGAAGAAGCAAGGUGUGAAGACGAAGUAUAUUCAGAUGACCAAAACAUAAGCAUUCAAGAUACAGAAUAGGAGACUGCCUAACUUGAAAAUUGUUUUGAACAAACUUAAGUGGCCUUACAAAUGUCACACUUAAUGCAGUUUAAGCAGGCUGCUUCUGCACUAGUUUAAAGUUUCUGUAAGUUGGAAUGCUGGUCACUUAUUUAAAAAAGCAAAUACUAUGUAUUUUUUAUGAGCUUGUAUAUAGGUUUUAAUGCUAACCUUGAUGUGAGGUGUUUGUAUAUACUUUAAUAAAAGUCAGGUUUUUUUUUA